Messenger RNA from Enhydra lutris kenyoni (northern sea otter), 1151 nucleotides. Its product is annotated as alpha-2-glycoprotein 1, zinc-binding. The transcript has 4 exons. The record is from RefSeq and is a predicted model, not a curated record. The coding region runs from base 82 to 1050 and encodes 322 amino acids. Gene Ontology annotation, biological process: immune response. Gene Ontology annotation, cellular component: external side of plasma membrane. NCBI's taxonomy places the organism in Eukaryota, Metazoa, Chordata, Mammalia, Carnivora, Mustelidae.
UAACUACACCUGGCUUUAUUUCCAAGUAGUCUGCUCUGAGCUCUACCACCAGGGCAGUCCAGAACCUUCCGAUCAGGCACCAUGGACACAAUGCUGCCUGUCCUGCUGUCCCUGCUACUCCUUCUGGGGCCUGCAGUCCCUCAGGAAACCCAAGCUGGGUCUUACUCUCUGAGCUUCUUCUAUACUGGGCUCUCCAGGCCCAGGGACGGCUUCCCCAGCUUCCAGGCCACAGCCUACCUCAAUGACCAGGAUUUCUUUCACUAUGACAGUGAAGACAGGAAGGCCAUACCCCAGUACCCGUGGAGCCAGAUGGAAGGAAUAGAGGACUGGGAGAAGGAGAGUGAACUUCAAAAGGCCAGGGAGGAGAUCUUCAUGGUGACCCUGAAGGACAUCAUGGACUACUACAAGGACAAAGAAGGGUCUCACACCUUUCAGGGAAUGUUUGGCUGUGAGCUCCAGAAUGACAAAAACAGCGGAGCAUUCUGGAGGUACGCCUAUGACGGAAGGAACUUCAUCGAGUUCAACAAAGAAAUCCCAGCGUGGGUCCCCCAGGACCCUGCCGCUCUGAUCACCAAGCAGAAGUGGGAGGCAGAAGAAGUGUACGUGCUGCGGGCCAAGGCCUACCUGGAAGAGGAGUGCCCCGCGAUGCUGCGGAGGUACCUGCAACACGGCAAGACCUACCUGGACCGACAAGAUCCUCCCUCCGUGUCCAUCACCAGCCACGGGACCCCGGGAGAAACUCAGACACUCAAGUGCCGGGCUGAUGGCUUCUACCCACGAGAAAUUGAGCUGCACUGGAUUCAGGGGGGCGAUACACAGGAGACUGAGUCGGGGGGAGACGUGCUUCCCAGCGGAAACAGCACUUACCAGUCCUGGGUGGUAAUGUCAGCUUCCCCGCAGGACGGAGCCCCGGACUCCUACUCCUGCCGUGUGAAGCACAGCAGCCUGGCCCAGCCCCUCACUGUGCUGUGGCCUGGAGCGAGGGCUGACGGCUCCAAGGGCCCCCGGGGACAGGAGCCACCCCACCUCAUGGCAGGAGAGACGAGCUAGGGGUCCGAGCUAGGGGUCCGGUGGUGAGUUCAGACACUCGGAGGAGGGAAGACUCAAGUACCGGCCCCUGAGCUGACUCUGGGCUGAACUGACUUGCGAAG